Molecule: messenger RNA, 1200 nt
Organism: Echinops telfairi (small Madagascar hedgehog)
Lineage: Eukaryota; Metazoa; Chordata; Mammalia; Afrosoricida; Tenrecidae
Gene: SNU13
Product: small nuclear ribonucleoprotein 13
Exons: 3
Coding region: 104-490 (128 amino acids)
Biological process (GO): ribosome biogenesis; mRNA splicing, via spliceosome; maturation of SSU-rRNA
Cellular component (GO): U4/U6 x U5 tri-snRNP complex; box C/D methylation guide snoRNP complex; precatalytic spliceosome
Molecular function (GO): RNA binding
Source: RefSeq, a predicted model, not a curated record
AGCCAUUUGCUGCUUCCCAGUGCGGCUUUCCGGCGCAGGCACCGCUCGCGCUCCAACUUUGGCCGCGCUCCUCCCGGAGUGGCGAGACCACGGAACCGCAGCCAUGACUGAGGCAGAUGUAAAUCCAAAAGCCUAUCCCCUCGCAGAUGCCCACCUCACCAAGAAGCUGUUGGACCUCGUUCAGCAGUCCUGUAACUACAAGCAGCUUCGCAAAGGAGCCAAUGAGGCCACCAAAACCCUCAACAGAGGCAUCUCGGAGUUCAUCGUGAUGGCCGCGGAUGCCGAGCCGCUGGAGAUCAUCCUGCACCUCCCGCUGCUGUGUGAAGACAAGAAUGUGCCCUAUGUGUUUGUGCGCUCCAAGCAGGCCCUGGGCCGGGCCUGUGGCGUGUCCAGGCCUGUCAUCGCCUGCUCCGUCACCAUCAAGGAGGGCUCGCAGCUGAAGCAGCAGAUCCAGUCCGUCCAGCAGUCCGUCGAGAGGCUCCUUGUCUAGGCCCCUGUCCAAGGCGGGGGUCGGAGGUGGUCUGGGCUAGUGCGCCAUUCCCUCAUCGUUGUGAAAUAUUGUCCUGGUUUUUGAAUUUUUGUAUUGUUUCGUUGCCCUUUUUCUCUCCCUCCUUCUCUCUGCCAUCUCCUCCUGUUCCCUUUGGACCCAGAGCUAGUGCCUGGAAGAAAGCAGCACGUGGGGGCUGCGUUCAGAGGCAGGGAUCAGCCAGGAGCAACCUUGUAGAACCAAGUCAGAGCUCUGGCUCCAGCUUGGGCCCGCUCCAAGGACCCACUGGGCACCCUGUAUGCCCAGCACACAGAACCUUACAUACAUGUGAAGGAUUGGUAGCUUUCCUUUGCUUUCUAGGGGGUGGGUCACUUGGGUGGGUUGGGGGGACGCUUGUGUUGGGGAGCCGUUUGGGCAUCUUCAGCUACCAGUGUGCCCCUAUGACUUGAGCAGGGCAGCAAUCAUGCCAGAGAGGUCCUGCAAGCUUGGUUCAGAGGCAGCCUGGGCGAGGGAGACUUGGGACAGCCCAAGGCAGCCGAAUCCCAGGAAACCUGUGUGUGGGUUCCUUCAGUGGACAUUUUGUGCAGAUGCUGAGAGCCCCAGCGCUGCUUCUGCCACAAUGCCUGGCAGCCGUGUCCUCUCCCCCCAAAAGGGACAGUGCUCAUGUGAGCUAAUUCAUUCUUGAGAGCAUUCUAAUAAAAGGAUUUACUCAC